Molecule: messenger RNA, 3146 nt
Organism: Mirounga angustirostris (Northern elephant seal)
Lineage: Eukaryota; Metazoa; Chordata; Mammalia; Carnivora; Phocidae
Product: anthrax toxin receptor-like
Exons: 7
Coding region: 713-1699 (328 amino acids)
Cellular component (GO): plasma membrane; cell surface
Molecular function (GO): transmembrane signaling receptor activity
Source: RefSeq, a predicted model, not a curated record
GGCAGGUGUGGGAACAGAGCCAGGCCUGAGCCUCAGGGAGGUCUGGUGCAGACCCUCGUCGGCCCCUUCCUAGCACGGACUCUUGGAGCAAGGUGCUGUCCUCUCUGGGCUAUAGGUCCCUCCUCUGUGCAGUGAGGAUGAAACCACCCCCAGUGAUAUGUCUCAGAACAACAUGGGGCCAUGCAUGGACCUUCUAGGUUCUUGGUAACUGAGAGGUGCUUGACCUACACUUGGGCUGCCUGAACAAGAAAACAGAAAAGCCAAGGGACCUAGAGCAGAUAAGAUUCUGUUUUCAGAAAAAAGCACUGGAUUCCCCCCCUGCUGCCCACACUUUGUCUCCAUCACAUUUCUGGCCCUGGCUCCUUUCCCUUCUCUUCCUUCCCUUUGGCUCAUGUCAUCCUGUGCCUGUGUCUCCAACACUGGAAAAAGCUGUGCUCUGCCCACAACCAUGUUCUUCUAGAGUGUAGGGCUGCAGCACUCGCCAGGAAGGAAGCAUGGGCCUGGUGGGGAAAGGCACUGAGCUGGGCAUGGGAUCCGCAGCCCGAGAGUCUCUACCUCGCCUUCUGGACCCCUGGGCCCGCAGAUAGAGCAGGACUUUCUGUGGGCUCUGCCCUGAGCCAGAGCCAGGCUUUCCACUGCGCUGUGAGACAUCUGGUACAGUCGAGUCUGGCAGUCCAAUCCUUUGCUCAUCUGAAAGACUGACGCUUGUCCAAUGAGGGAGCUGGAGUUACCUUUCAGGGCAAAGGUUAUACACCUGGUCAUAGUGACGGUUUGGUGGGAAGGGCCGGAGCAGGGCGCAGUGCUGUCGUCUGUAAUGUGGGUCCUGGCUAAGAUCCCUUCUCCCUCCAGGGCUGGGCUGCUAGCCCUGCAGGCACCCGUGAUGGUGGGUGCUCGGGUUGGGGUGCCUCCCCUCUGGGGAGGAGGUGUGGGGAGCAGUGCUGUGGUUCCAGCAGCCUGCAGAGAGUCACUCUGGGUGCCUUUACCGAUCAGGCCACUGUGUAUUUCUUCUGCAGACCCACGUACUAACAGCCUGAUUAUUGCUGUGAACACUGCACCACCAAAAUCAUCAUCAAUACCAAUGAUUAAGUCCCAAGUUCAGAAGGCUCAGAAAAUGAGGGGCAUAGUUUACUUCGUGGGUUUCAACAAAUAUGACAGAGAUAAGCUGGCUGACAUUACAGGAAAACAGUCCCAUGUGUAUGGAACAGAGAAGGUCAAGGAAAUGGAAGUCCUUUAUAAAUCGCUCGUGGCAAAUUCCUGUGAGAAAGCUAUGGCAAGGGGCAUUUACUUUAUGUGUUUAUAUGAAUACUAUGAUGUGGAAUUUUUGAGACCUGUCCCAGAUCCAAGUAACAAGGAGAAAUUUGUCUGCCAAUAUUUUGUGGGCGGCAAGAGGUUCCCCAAUAGAAAAGCGCUUGAAGUAACGGAAAGAAGUAUAAUGUGCCCUGGACAUAUAAUUGAGACCGACAAACAGAAGGUCAUCGUGAGAUAUAGCAUGGACGGUGGCAACAGCUUCCUCGGCAAAAUGGUUUUCCAAGGCAACGACUGUGUGAGUGCCAAAGUAGGGCUGCAGCCUCCCUCCUGGGCUGACCAGAACCACUUCAUGGAAGGAGCAGACACCAGGGGAGGCAGAAGAGGGGAAGAAUGUCCCAAGCAGUCCAAGCAAGUGGCUCAUGCAGACAAGCAGCUGGGCAGCUUCUCAUAGCCAGCUUGGGGCCCUCAGCCCUUCAUCAGCAAGCUGUCCCCACACUCAGGCUUCUGAGGUGCCCUGGGAGUGCUUCCAGAAGAUCCCCUAUGGUGCAGCCACCUGUCCAGGCCCUGCAGAAGCUCUGCUCUCUGUGUGAACCAAGUGUCAUUGGAAGCACAUGAAAGGGGACAGUUAAGCUCUGAGGAGACUCCAGAAAUAGUGCUGAGCCUCUGACACCUGCCUCUCCCCUUGCCACCUCUCCUGGCCCAGGUCUAGUGGUGGGGAACUCAGGGCUCCACCCUGCAUUCCAGCUAGGCAACUGGGAGAAGCUGGGGGGCUGUGUGCUAGGAGACAGAAUCCAGGACCUCUGGGACACUGGAACACUGCAAAUCCAGGUCCCAGACACAGGGCAUCUGGAGGGUGGGACCAGGUGUGUUUCCACUGUAUGGAUGCAGUUGCUGGUAUGGCUGAACCCACACACGCCCAUCACUGGCCCUGAGACCCAGCCCACAUGAAGAACACCCGCUGUCAUUUUGCAGAGAACAUCAGCCUCCCCUCUGCCUCUGCUGCUUUCUCACGCUCCUCAGCUGCCCUCUCUGCUAACUUUUUCUGACCUCUGAAGGACGGUGCUCUCCUGCAGUGGGUGGGGAAGCGGGCAGGGCUGUGGGGAGAACCUGGGGCUCAACUCAGGGACAGGCAACUCAAUGACAGGUGGGAAAGAAGGUUCUGCUCCCAGGUGCCCCUUCCUCAGAGCUCUGUGUCACCUGGACACCUGGCACAGGGCAGCAUGACAUGGGCGACAGCGUCAGGAUGUGGAAGACAGCUGCCUGGGAGGAGGGCCAACUGUGCCUAAUUGCCACCACCCUAUUGUCCAGUCCCAGCCUGGGAGGGUUCCAACAGUGCUGACAGUCCUCCGACUGUGUCUUUGCUUGUGCCCGGACAUACACUCCUGGAUCAGCAGACUGAACUCACCCAUUUGCCCACCAGGAGUCCCACCAACUGACAGCCCGGCCUCAGCAGACACAUGUCAGAAAGACCUCAGGAGGAGCCACACCACCAUGGGCCCUACCCUGCCUCCCCCUUCAGCUGCUUUGUUUCCUGGACACAGACCCUCACCCCUCUCCUUCUCCUGCCUCUGGGAAAGCAGACCACUUGGCUUAGGGCAGGGCUGUGCAGCAUGUCAGCCGAGGCAUGCAGUGAGGACUGGCUUUGUGCCACCACGGGGAUUCCACUCCCUUGUCAGGGCUCUAGGACAGAGCCUGUGAGCAGGGCUAGUGUGUGCUCUGUGGCCCGGGGUUCCACAGUGGCUCUCUGGUUACUGUCCCUGUCCUCCAGCCCCUCAGUGCUCCCUGGAGGUGGGAAUAUUAAGGCCUAUAGGACCAGGAGUAUGGGAAGGUCUGGUGUGGGUACGAGGGUGUACCCCCAGUAAGAGGUCACUCAUGCCCACCCCAGUCACUGACAUGUC